GUUCGUGAGGCGCCUUCGUCAAACCAUCUUAAGGUCAUGAUGCUGUUUUCCCAUGAACUCGGUUAAAAGAUACAUGUUUUGGAUCUUCAAGAGGUCUAAGAAGUCCGUUGUUGAUCAAUUGGAGGACAUCGAUGAUGAAAUUUUGGAGCUGGAAAAUGAUCGCUCCAACAGUAUCGACUCAGAGAAACAGUUCGCAUUUCGUCUGCUUUUCUACUCGUUUAUAUUCUUUGGCUUGAGUUUUAUCACAGUUUAUUACUACUUCUGGCCCAGUACGUUAACUGGGAAAAUGGUGAUAUGUACGAUAUUUGCUGUUUAUCCUUUUUGUAUAUAUUUCCUGAAGUAUAUUUUACGGGUACUAUUCUCUAGACGCGUACAUAAGACAAAUGAAAAAUUAAAACAGCUUCGGGCUACUAAACAAAAAUUGCUAGAAGAGGUGAUGGAAAAGGAAACGUUCAAUAAAGCUCAACAAAUUCUCAAACGUUUUGACCCGCUAAAAUUCGCUUCUAUAGCUAUUGAGGAUAAGAAGACCCCUAGACCAAUCUAUGGAUCGAUGAAUAAUCUUGUUACACCUCAGUCUGAAUUACGUCGGAGAAAUACCACGGCAGAUAAGUAUUUAACUCAAGGAUUACUAGGUAAGAAUACUAUUUUAAGACGAGGCUUUUUAGCUUAG
Schistosoma turkestanicum is the source of this 670-nucleotide messenger RNA. The record is from the annotation of a GenBank genome assembly. NCBI's taxonomy places the organism in Eukaryota, Metazoa, Platyhelminthes, Trematoda, Strigeidida, Schistosomatidae.